AAGCAGAAGAAAACGGCAGGAUGUCAGAAUCGCUCCAGCUCACUCGUUGUUUGCUGGAAUUACCUAAAUUUACCAUCAAUGACGUACGGAGAUUAGUCCGGAGGUGCAGUACAACACUGCAGAGCAAACUUGAGAAAGGUUUCAAGUUUUAUGUGUCCUCGUAUCUCUGUAAUUAUGAAGAUUACUUUACGUGAUUCAGAUCCAGUUGUACUGGUUAACAGCUUCUGCUCUUGUGUGGCUGGGAGCGUGGUGUGCAACCAUUUGGUAGCUUUGCUGUAUCAGACAGCCCAUUACUCUGAAUGUGGCAUGUCUGUUGUCCCACCUGGCCUUUCAUGCACCGAGACAGAACAGAAGUGGCAUAAACCUCGAACAAUGGGAGUGAAGCCGGGACCUGUGGAUGCCAUGGUGGUUGUGAAGCCCAAACUGGGUGCUACUUCAUCAAGUGGAAUUAGAUCUGCACUAUACAAAGGCUACAGUGGUGAGCUGCCAGAUCCAGCAACCCUUUACCCAAACACUGCCUAUGCUGACUUUAACCCAGACUCUCUUCCACUAAUCUGCACGUUGGAUAUCUCACCUGACAAACCGCUUGUGGACUCCAUCUUCGGUAAAGUACAGGCUGGCAGCAUCCUCUCAUAUCAGCAUCCACCUCCUGCAUCUGAUGGUGUUAUUGCCCAUGAGGAUGCCCUGCCAUUUCCAAAAGUGCCACAAGAAGACUACCAGUUAAAGCCAACAGACUGUACAUAUGUGCCAACAAAUCAAGAGCAACUGCAUCUGAAAUCACUGUCUGUGACUUUGUUACAGUCAAACAAGAUUGAAGAAGCAACAAGGUGCCAAAGUGCAGCACCUGUGUGGCAUUCACUGAGGAAGGAGAGGGUGACUGCUUCAACUUUUAGGGAGAUAAGCCACGUUCGAGGGCCAAGUGCAGCAGAAAACCUAGCAGAGAGGAUCAUCCGAGGGACACGUCAAACAGCACUCAUGAAGAGAGGAUUGGACCUGGAGACAAAAGCCUUAAGGGACUAUGCAACUCUGAAAAAUCUGAACUUGAGAAAAUGUGGACUAGUGAUUCAUCCUGAUGCACCUUGGCUGGGUGCAUCCCCUGAUGGGCUGGUGUAUGACCCACUUGAGAGACCAUCAUUUGGGUUAGUUGAAAUGAAAUGCCCAAAUGCACUAAGCUACAUUGACUGCAAGUACCUCAGAGCUGAGCAUGGCACACACAAACUGAAGGAAAGCCAUUCUUAUUAUUGGCAAGUGCAGGGGCAGUUGCUGAUCACUGGUAUGGAAUGGUGUGAUUUUGUCAUCUGUGCCCACGAUGACAUGUUUGUGCAGCGCAUUUACAGAGACGCAACUGUGUUAAACACUCUGAGAGAGAGGUGUGAUUUCUUUUUCUUUUAUACAUAUCUGCCAAAAUACCUCUCUAUGCACCAGUAACUGAGGAGAUCUAAUAGUCCGUGAGCCAGGACCCCAAAUUUGGCCCACUGGUACCACCUGGGGGGAAUAAUUCUCAUAGUGAUUUUUAGCAAGGUAUACAUCUCUAAUGUUAGAAAAAAUGUGAUAGCAUUGCACUGGUGGUAGCUUUCUGUGUCCUAUCACUUGAUUUAUAACCCCAUAGGAAAACUAAAAAAGAACUCAAAAAAAGCCUGGCCGAAUGGAGGUUAAGUUAAUCCAUGUAAAUUGACCAUGCAAGCUCUGAGAGCUACCAAACUUGUCAUGCCUGAUGGCAGGAUAUCCCUCUACAUAAUAUCGCAAAUAUCUCAAUGCAAAUAGGAGAUACAGACUUAUAA
Messenger RNA from Epinephelus moara (kelp grouper), 1781 nucleotides. RefSeq lists its product as uncharacterized. Bases 151 to 1428 code for a protein of 425 amino acids. The transcript has 4 exons. Gene Ontology annotation, molecular function: zinc ion binding. The record is from RefSeq and is a predicted model, not a curated record. NCBI's taxonomy places the organism in Eukaryota, Metazoa, Chordata, Actinopteri, Perciformes, Serranidae.